Messenger RNA from Nerophis ophidion (straightnose pipefish), 7346 nucleotides. RefSeq names its product A-kinase anchor protein 6-like. The transcript is spliced from 23 exons. Bases 178 to 6750 code for a protein of 2190 amino acids. Lineage: Eukaryota; Metazoa; Chordata; Actinopteri; Syngnathiformes; Syngnathidae. The record is from RefSeq and is a predicted model, not a curated record.
CUCUCACCCCCCCUCCACUGCUGGUGUGAAAGGUGCCGCAUCAUCGCUGUCGCCCGCUAGCUUGUAGCGUUAGCAUCCUCGUCCAACUGUGCCACCCAUCUGGCCGUCCUGUCCUGUCCUCUUCUCUCACUGCGGAGGACUAGAUGAGACUCCGCCCAUAAACGCCAGCCAAUCACCAUGAGCGUCUUGACCCUCUCACCUGUGGCCCCCACCCAGCCGCCCUCCCCCAUGUUGACAUCUACCACGCCCACCCUGGACAGCCACGCCCCCACAGUCCACCUGGAGGGCGGGUCCUCCUUCCCGGGCGGGGUCCCCGGCGAGUGGGCCCCAACAGGCUCCGCCCACAGGUCCAACAAGCCGCCGCCCCUCCACUCGGGCGCCGACUGGAAGGUUCUACUUCACCUGCCUGACAUCCAGACAUGGUUGCGGGCCACCGCCGGCCGGGUGACGCAGCUCUCGCACUCCGUGGGACAAGAUGGCGCCAACAGACACGUGGACGCUCACCUUCUGCAGCUCAAGGACAUCUGCGAGGACAUCUCGGACCAUGUGGAGCAGAUCCACGCUCUGCUGGAGACCGAGUUCUCCCUCAAGCUUCUGUCCUACUCCGUCAACAUCAUAGUCGACAUCAGGACGGUCCAGCUGCUGUGGCACCAGCUGAGAGUCUCGGUCCUGGUUCUGAAGGAAAGACUCCUGCAGGGUCUGCAGGACCCUAACGGAAACUUCACCAGGCAGACCGAUAUCCUGCAGGCGUUCAGCCAAGACCAGCAUCAGUCUCGUCGUCUGGACACCUUGACCGAGGUAGACGACUGCGGUCAGCUGACCAUCCGCUGCAGUCAGGACUACUUGUCUCUGGACUGCGGCAUCACUGCCUUUGAGCUGAGCGACUACAGCCCGGGGGAGGAGCCUGAGGUCGGCGACACGUGCCAGGAGCUAGAUCAAGUCCAGGAUGUGGACCAGAAAGCAGACUUAGAGAAGGUUGAAGAAUCCGAACUAGCAAAACACGACCUGCAAAACUGUUUAGCUGAAUUAAACGAGGCCGCAAAGCUGUCUCUGUCCUGUCAGAACCACAACACAGAGCCGUCGAUCCCAAAGACAGUCGAUCUGGUCUCAGACCAGGUUGAGAAGACCAGAGCAGGUGCGAGAACUGUUAGUCCAGUUACUGAGUGUCAUAGUCGGAGCACCCCAAAUCUUAUGGAUCCUCUGGAUCGCUCCAAGUUCUGGUUGGACCUGGGCUCAGUUGGUCCAGAAGACAGUUCUCAGUCCCCUGAGAACCUGCAGGUCAUGGACGGUCCCAGCAUUCAGAGACGUCACAUGAGACCACAGAUGGACCAGAGGAGUUCUUUCGGAGGAGACAUUGCCCCACCUUUACAGGAAGUUGCAUCUGAGACAAAUGAACACAGCGAGGUCGACUCCGACUCCUCGCCCCCAUCCCCCAUGAGGGAGCAGGUCCUGUCCUCAGACUUGGAAGCAAGUGGGGAGGACUCUGACCAUAGAUCUUCUGGCUGGAUGGCGAAGCCCAAAGAACAUAAACAGGGGGUUUCAUCAGAAACCAGUUCGGACCGAGAGCACUGGUUCGGCUCAGAGGAGUUCUUGGCACUUCCAGCUCAGCUCCACAAGAGCGACAUGCUGGUCGUCAAUCUGGAGAGUCUGGCCCACACACUGAGGUCCGCCGACCAGGAAGUUACCCGUGAGGCUUUGCAGGACGUGGACGACUGGGAUCUGACGGAGCUCAACACGGACUGGGACUCUCCCGAGAGCGCGGAUGAUGUUCCUUCUCUGUUACUCCGUCCAAACGGUCGCAACCACCCGGGCCGCUAUAGCCCCGCCUCCUCCAGCGACAUCGCGCCUUCAUUGGAUGAGUCCAGCAUCGAGUCCGGCCCGAUGAGCGAGCUGCAGUCCGAGGGGGAGGACGGCCGGAGGUCUGCCGACUGCUGCCUGUCCCCGCCGGACAGACUCAGCGGUGCGUCUCUGGUGCGACGGCUGCUGGAGGACCUUCACCGGGACCAAGACUCGGACGUGUGGAAGAAGAUGGAGAAGUUUGUGCAGCAGCUGGACCAUUUCAUCUCCUGGCUGCAGGGGGCGCUGAUCAGCACCCACAACUGGACUCAGCCCCGCCAAGACCUGGACAGCCUCACCGCCUACCUGGACACACACCUGACGUUCAAACUAAACGUGGACAGUCAUGGCGGCCUCAAAGACCGCAUCUUGGAGGACGGCACAGCGCUGCUCACCACCAUUCCUGCACACCAAUCGGGUCUCCGGGAGAUCCUCCACAUGGUCUCCAGCCAGUGGGAGCAGCUCCAGCUCCAGAUCCGCCGCCAACACGGCUGGAUGCUCCAGGCCCUCCGCGCCGUCCGGACCCGUCUGCUCAGACCCGACCAAUCAGGAGAGCCGCUUCCGAGGGACCAACUCCAGGCUGAGCUGAUGUCCAGUCGGCGAGACGUCCAGAAGGCAGCCAUGGACCAGAUGGCGGCCAAGCUGAGCAGCACGCUCGACACCCCUUCCUCCGACAGGAGGCGCUGCAGCCAGCCGGUCCACAACAGCAGCGCACAGGACUUGGAGGCGGAGUUCCAGGAGCUGUGGGAGUGGCUGAUGGACAUGGUCGCCAUGGUGACGGACAGUCAGCAGCUGAUGAUGUCAGAGGAGCAGAGGGAGCGCCUCUUCAAGAGCAGCCAGAGUGACCUGCAGGCGAUGGAGAAGAAGAAGAAGUUCCUGCAGGAAGAAGCAGAGUCUCUGAAGAGGAAGACCACUCAGCUGCCCUCCAACUUCCUGCAACACAUCAACACCCUCACACAAACCUGGACGCAGCUGGAGAACAUUCUCUCCGGUCACUCCGGGUCCGGCCAGCCACAGAGCCGGCGCCCCGCUGCCGAUGCAUGCCCCGCUGCGGCGGCGGACCCGCUCAUGUUGGAGCAGCUGCAGGCGCGCAUCAAGGAGCUGAAGGCGUGGCUGCGACACACCGAGCUCCUCAUCUUCAACUCCUGCCUUCGCCGGGACACCGCCGCCUCCGCACAGCUGGCCAGCUUCAAGUCUUUGUGUUCGGACGUACGAUCUCGGCGAAGAGGGGUCUCCUCCGUCCUCAAACUUUGCCAGAAGCUUCUCCAGCAGGACCAGUCGGGCCUGGCGGAGGCGGCGGGCCCUGAGGCGGAACAGCACCGCCAGGCCCUGCAGCUGCUGUCCAUCAACCUGGAGAGGCGGUGGGAGGCCAUCGUCAUGCAGACCCUGCAGUGGCACACCCGACUCAGGAAGGAGCUGGGCCCGGAGCAGGUCCCAAGCAACCUGCUGGAGCCUGGACUGGUUGAUCUCCACCAGCUAGUACCAGUCCAAGCCCCCGUACUGGCACCGGCUCCUGAGGACUCGUGGGAAUGGGAUGAGACAGACAUGACAAUCGCAGAACCCCAAGAAGGGCCAGAACCCGACCUCACGCACAACCUUCCAAUUUCAGAAAACCUCCUGGCAAGCCAGAACCCUGAGAUGACAUCCCAGAUGGUUCCUCCAGACAACAAGCCCAUCUACCAGGUUUAUAGCCUCCACACGGUCGAGUUCUACAGGACUCCAGAACGUCCUCAAGUGUCCUCCAAGGAGGGCGAGCGCAAGCAGCAUAUUUUCCAGAAAAGUUUGAGCAAGGACUCCACUUUCUCCUCUAUGGAGUCUCUGCCGGACCUCCUGGGUGGGCUGAUGCUCAGCGAUCGAAGGGCAAAGAGGCUCGUGGAGUCCCAGGGGGAGGGAGGCAGGGCAGGCGGCCACUCGUCCUGCAGUCGUCCAUCAGAGAGCGAAAGUGGGAUUGUCAGUGAUGGAGGAGACACUGAGACCGUUACCACCAACUAUGGAAUCCAGGGAUUUGAGGAGGAGGAAGUGGAUGAGGAGGAAGAUGAAGAGGAGGAUGUUACUAUUCUGCUCAACAUAGACGACCAAAAAGAGAGCAGAACCCAAAGAACCACAGAAGAAGAAAGGCAGGUCAGCCAUAGGACUGGAGGAAGUGAAGCUGUUGAGUUCCUGAUGAACAAAGAAUCAACUGACCCCGUCAAGCCCCUCCUGAGUCACAGCAGUUCGGAUACGCCUCCUGCCAUCCACCACCUGACUUCCAGUCCUGUUUUAUCUCAGGGCUCUUCCCUGGAGUCUCUUCUGGCUCUGGGCUUGGAUCUGUUCCCCUCCAAAGAACAUCUUCAACGCAGCGCAUCUCUGGAGAGCGGUCUGGCUACGUGUCACAGUCUGGAAGGUGACACCUGCACCAGUCUCGCCAGCCUAGUGGAGCUGGACCUGGGUCAGAUGAGGGAGUCCGGCCGUGAUGAUGACUACGGUGGUACGGCAGACCAAAGGUUUUCUGAAGGAGCUCAAGGAGAGCUGAGCAGAAGAACACUUGACCUCCUCAAGCGUCUGGAGAACAUCCAAAGUCCUCUAGUUGCCAACAUGACUCGUAGCGUGUCUGAUAUGACACUUCGAAGUAACUCUCCACUUCGUCGUCGACUUGUAGCUUCUUCUUACCUUGGAGGGCGACGUGCAGGACUGUCAAGACGUUUACGCAACGCUCCACCGCCUUUCAUCAAGGAGAACUCAGCGUCGCUAACAGAGCUGAGCAGCGCCGAAGACUCCUCCCUGGCUUCUGAGGACCUCACCGUGCUCCCUAACAAGAGGAACCUCUCUCUUGAUCAGGCCUUGGUGGCUGGUACCAAGCAUGGUUCCUUCAGGAGGUGCUGCAAGAGGAGCAGUCAGAGAGAGGAGGCGGACGCGCUCAGCUUGAGCAUGGUGGUCAAUGUGUCUUGCACCUCCACGUGCACUGACGAUGAGGACGACAGCGACCUCUUGUCCUCCUCCACCCUCACCUUGACGGAGGAAGAACUGGGUGUGCAGGACGGCGAGGAGGAGGAAAUGGACCGGUUGACCCCCGGCUCAUCUGGAAACGAGGAGGACGAGGGCGAGGGUGCAAUGGAUGACUCGUACUUGGAGUACAUGAAGAAGGAGUUGCAGGGUUGGACCCGGCCUGCUCGUAUCUCUUCCUUGUCCUCUUCAAAGACCGAGGAGGGCCUUUCGGAUGAACUUCAGUGUGGGAGCAACCCAUUCCUCUCCGCCGUGGAGCGCUACCACAUAAACUCCAGCAACCAAAAGGGAGGAGAUGAUUGUCGGCAACAGGAGGCUCAGGAGAACCUCAGGAACACUCCAAGGAGCUUCAUCAGUCACUUUGUGGAUGAUCUGGAAAACGGGAAUGUAGAGCAGAGCUGUUUAGGUCGGAAAAACCAAGAUGACCAGCUUCUCCGAGAGGAGUCCAGCGUAUUCACAAAGAGAGGAGAACCCCACAGGGAGUCCUGCUCCUUCUCGAAAGCCCAACAAGAUGUCGGUGUCUUCACCCCCACGGAUUGCACAAACCCACUUCCUUCUUCUCCGUCUUGCGAGCUCCUCCCACUCACACCGGCCUCCUCAUUGGUAGGACAGCUAAGUGGGGAGUUACCCUGCCAGAGCUCCUCCCCCUCUCCCCUGACGCCAUUGCAUGAGAAACCUGGCGCGCGGAAGGCCAUCACCAUCCAGGAGAAGUUCAAGUUCUCCUCUCUGGUAACGGAAAAGAGCAGGAGAGAGGUUCGGGACAAACAUUCCUGCCUCCCACCCAGAAAAUGGAAAAGUUCUCAUUCCUCUUGUUGCCACCACCUGAACUUGGACUCACCUUCCUCACCCUCCUCACCCUCUUCACCCUCUUCACCCUCCUCACCCUCCUCACCUUCUUCACCCCAGCCAGGUGGGAGGGAGGCCAUUCACGACUUUGUCAUGGAAAUCCUGGACUUGGCCAGGAGGGGCAAAGACACCGAGUGUGGUCCUCCUUCCUUAGCACACCUCAGAGACAAGGUGGAGCAGCACUCCCACCAGCCUCUACAACUACGCACCGGAGACUUCUACUCCUACUUGUCGCUCUCCUCGCACGACAGCGACUGCGGCGAGGUCACCCAGCGCUCCGAGGAGAGGAGCGUCACGCCGGCGCCUGACAACCGGCUUGACCUGAAGUCAUACGACGAGAGCCCGGGCCCUUCCGCCCCCCCCAGCCCAGACAUCCGGGACGAAGAGACCCUCUUUCCAGCCUGCACCGAGGAGGUCUACCUGGGUCCGCCCCUCUGCUACAGCAUGCCUCCCAAUAGAAAAACACCGAAGGGUGUAGUCCCGUCCGUCCCCGAGCCGCUUUACACCUCAUUGUCCGUCGGCGCCUCCCCUCUGGAGAGGCCCGCUGAGCUUUCCCGGUCUGGUUCUGGUGAGGACCCGCACCUCCUCAGUGAUGUCGCCGGCGGUGCGGGAGUGCGGCGGCGGGGGGAGACGAGCCCUAAUGAGGCUCCUCCUUAUCUCCAUCCCCUGAUAGACUCGCCCUCGGCAGCACGCACUAAAGCGCUUGAAUCCAAUAUUGGCGCCGUAAUGACCAAGAUAAGUGUCGGCGGCGCAGCUACAAAUCCCUCAAAAGAGCCGGCCGCUGCCGCCGCGCGUAUUAAUCCCAAAAUGAACUGCCGGCCGAUGAAAGAGGCUGAUAGAGCGGCGGGGGGGAGGCGAGACCAGGCGCACGCCGGCGGCGCCAAGCAGCCGGAGGCGACGGCGAGAGGACGGCGAGGCUCCCGACAGGACGGCAAGAUGACGAGCACGCCAGCAGCCAAGCAGCCCAGCACUGUCAAUCCAAUUGCCAGGGGGCGGAGCCAAAUACCCAUUAGACCGCCCACCUCCAGGAUGGGGCUAAUCAGAACUGGACCUGCAGGAGGCGGAACCAUCCGAGUCCAGCAGUGACAAACGCGCGCACACACACUCACACAUACGCACGCACGCACGCACACACACACACACACACACACACACACACACACACUCAACCAUUAUUGAAGAAGUAUGUCAGUGAAAGAGAAGAUUCAAGAACAGAGAAAGUGAGCAGACUGGAAUGUAACCACGUGAUCAGGUGAUCAGGUGACCAGGUGACCAUGUGACCAUGUGACCACGUGAGGUGGGUGAGGCGAAAGAAAGAGUAACGUAGACGAUAAGAGGAGUCCAAAAAAAUGGCGUUCUAGCUAUGCAACACGACCAAAUGUUGCGUUUUGUUUGUUUGUUAGUUUGUUUGUGGUGAUGUCGGGACAACAAAAGUGUGCCUUGUGUACAUUGGUGGGAGCCAGAAUGUUCCGUGUGUGUGUUUGCCGCGUGCGCUGUCCUGGUUAGCGUUAGCGUGGCGAGGUAGCCUGCAUGAUGCCUGCUGAUCCCGACGUCAUGUCUUCUCGGAUGUUUGCUAACGUUAGCCAAACGUGUCCUGCUGUCCCCCCCGCGCCCCCCACUCCGCCACCGGCAUGCUAAGCUAGGCUAGGCUAACGCUCAAUAAAAAGAUGAAAUCCUCAGCU